AUGUGUCAAGACUCCCUAGGGGAUUUCGCAAGAAACUUGGGCCAGCUCGUCGCGUUAAAUGCGAGGUUUAAUCAAAUUGUCGACCUAAACUCUCGUUACAAAGACUAUCUCUCCACUAUCUGGUCCUUGCAAGAUAGCAGAAACUCAAUCUACCAGAACACGACCAUUCAAAAGUUGACAUAUUUGACUAUCGGCUAUUUGCCUCUAGGUCUAAUAACGGCUAUUUUUGCGAUCCCGCCUGAUCAAAACGUGCUUAUUCUGCAGAUGGGGCUACUAGGAUUCGUCGUCGCUAUUAUCGUAUCGUUCAUCGUGACGUUUACGAUUGUGUUCUCAUUAGAACGAAUCCUAGGUGGUAUCGGAAAGUUGACAACAGCACCAUCGCCAACCCAUGAAGGCAAACAUCCUCUGGCUUUACCAUGA
This is a messenger RNA of Daldinia loculata, 420 nucleotides long. RefSeq lists its product as uncharacterized. The coding region runs from base 1 to 420 and encodes 139 amino acids. Lineage: Eukaryota; Fungi; Ascomycota; Sordariomycetes; Xylariales; Hypoxylaceae. The transcript is spliced from 3 exons. The record is from RefSeq and is a predicted model, not a curated record.